This is a messenger RNA of Castor canadensis (American beaver), 1103 nucleotides long. Lineage: Eukaryota; Metazoa; Chordata; Mammalia; Rodentia; Castoridae. The record is from RefSeq and is a predicted model, not a curated record.
AUGGAGAGGAAGGAUCUGAUAGAAGAGGUGGGAGACCAGAUUGACAUGCCUAGCACACCCCUCAAUGCAAGGGAUCCUUUAGAUCCCACAAGAUCAGUGAUUGUGAUCCGCUCCCUGGUAGCAGAUGGUGUUGCAGAAAGAAGUGGAGAACUUCUACCUGGAGACCGCCUGAUAUCGGUCAAUGAAUGCUGUUUGGACAAUACCUCACUUGCUGAAGCUGUGGAAAUACUGAAGUCUGUGCCCCCGGGCGUUGUGCACCUUGGCAUCUGUAAGCCUUUGGUGGAAGAUGAGAAAGAAGAAAGUUGCUAUGUUUUACAUUUAAACAAUAAUGAAGAUGAGACUGAACUUUCAGAAACAAUUCAUGAUAUAAAUUCAUCUUUAAUACUUGAAGCACCCCAGGGUUUUAGAGAUGAACCAUAUUUUAAAGAAGAACUUGUGGAUGAACCAUUUCUAGAUUUGGGACAGUCUUUGCAGUCCUCACAGAAAGAAAUAGACAAUGGCAAGGAGUCCUGGGAAAUGCAGGAGUUUCUGAGUCCUGGACUGGAGGAAAUGGGCGAAGAAAGAGAGAUGCUUGUUGAUGAGGACUAUGAACUGUAUCAAGACCACUUUCGGCCCAUGGAAUUAUAUCUCUCAGCACACAUGCCAGAGGCCACUCCUGUGCCCGCCAACCAGGAACACCAGUUUGGCACACAGUGGUUACAUGAUGACCUCUCAGGUGGUGAAAUUCCCGAGUCUCCAGAUACAGGGUCUGUGAGGGGUGUAUCUUCCCAGCAGACACAGCAGUAUGGCUAUAGCGCUGGAGACAUGAUGGAAGAAACCUUUGGCUAUGAUUCCUUACCACCUGUACCUUCUGCUGAAGAAAACAGUCAACAUGGGAGAUUUGAUGAUCUAGAGAAUCUCAAUUCAUUGGCAAAAGGCAGCCUGGAUUUAGGCAUGAUGACUCCAAAUGAUGUCCCAGGUGCCAGCAUGCUUGUUGACCUUCCUGCUGUGGCUGAAAGGGAACAAGAAGAUUUGCCUUUAUACCAGCUCCCCAGGACCCGCGGUAUUUCAGAGGCCUCAGCAUACGUGGGGAUGUCGUCUUCUAGAUAUGCCACUGGUGUAUG